This is a messenger RNA of Leptopilina heterotoma, 1846 nucleotides long. Its product is annotated as feline leukemia virus subgroup C receptor-related protein 2-like. The coding region runs from base 282 to 1721 and encodes 479 amino acids. Gene Ontology annotation, molecular function: heme binding; heme transmembrane transporter activity. Gene Ontology annotation, cellular component: membrane. The transcript is spliced from 8 exons. The record is from RefSeq and is a predicted model, not a curated record. Gene Ontology annotation, biological process: heme export; transmembrane transport. Lineage: Eukaryota; Metazoa; Arthropoda; Insecta; Hymenoptera; Figitidae.
UUAUGCUUAAAAUCUUUGAUAAAACGAAAACAAUAAUAUUUUCAUGGGGAAAAAUGCUUAAUUAAAAGUGAACAUUAGUAUGAAAGUUUUCUUCUAGAAAUGUGCGCUUCAAAUGCCUCAAUUAAAAUGAAGCGAGAGUUUAAAAUCAAGUGGAGAAUGCUUGGUGAAAUUGUAAUUGGAUUUUCAAACUGCGUUGACUCACGCUCUGCAUUAUAUUAAUUAUAACGUCAGUUGCCAUGGUUUUAUUAUAGACAUCUGGAUUGAAUGAUUUUUUAUUAAAAAUGACUGACAACGAAAAUAAUGACAGUCACGUUUUAACUUCGUAUAAUGAUGUAAAAAUAGUGGAACGAAAUAAUAUUAAAAGUGAAGUAGACAAAAAUUUAAUGAACGUUAAAGUUUAUAAAAAACGAUGGUUUAUAUUAUUCAUCUUCUGUCUAAGUUGUGGGAUAAAUUAUAUCUCAUAUGCACAGUAUUCUAUUAUAACGAACAUCGUAACAAGGUACUAUGGCGUAUCAACAACGGCGGUUGAAUGGACAAUGAUGAUUUAUUUGCUUAUUUAUAUACCUCUAGUAAUACCAGCAACGAAUUUUUUUGAAAAAAUAGGAUUAAAAUGGUCCAUGAUAUUGAGCAUCGGUUGCGUUACUAUUGGAUCAUGGAUCAAAGCAUUCUCAGUGGCACCUGAUAGAUUUCAUAUUGCAUUUAUUGGCCAAUUUAUUAGCGCAACAAUGAUGGUAUUUUAUGCUUCUGCACCAACUCGUGUUGCGGCAAAUUGGUUUCCUUCCGACCAAGUAUCGACGGCAACCUCUCUUGGCAUUUUUGGCAGCUUAUUAGGCAUUGCCUUAGGUUUCUAUAUUCCUCCAAUUGUCAUUAAAAAUCAUGAAAAUUUGGACAAAAUAGGAGAAGAAAUGCAACUUCUUAAUUAUAUUUAUUCAGGCAUAACAACAGUGACGGCUGUCUUCGUAAUUGUUUUUUUCAAAGAAGAGCCAGAGCUACCUCCAAGUGCUGCACAAGCACUUUUAAAGGUCAAUCGAAUCGAAAACCAGGAUAGUUUCAUUGCACCAUUGAAAAGACUUUUCACGAACAAGUAUUUUCUACUUUUAUUCAAUUCACAUGGUUUGAAUGUUGGUGUUUAUAACGCCACUGCAACAUUGCUCAAUCAAUUCUACAUCACGCACUUUCCUAAUGGAGAGGAGGAAGCAGGACAAAUUGGUUUACUUAUUAUCCUCACUGGAAUGCUGGGAGCUGUGUGUUUUGGGCUUUUGGUAGAUAAAACCCAUAGAUACAAAUCGGUUGCCAUUGUUGCCUACUUCUUGAGUUUAUUGGCACAAAUUCUAUUCGCAAUAGCACUGAAUGUCGAAGUCAAGUGGUUAGUUUUUGCAUCAGGAAUAUUUUUGGGAUUCAGUUUGUCAGGUUACUAUGCAUUAGGAUAUGAAUUAUGUGUGGAAUAUACAUAUCCGGAAUCAGAAUUCAUGACCGUUGGAAUUCUAAUUGUAUCGUCCGAUAUAUAUGGCAUUCUUUUGGUGACAAUUCUUGGUGAACUGUGGACCGUUUAUGGAGAAAUUGUCGCACACAUUGGUCUUUGUUCUGCUCUAGUGAUUGGCUUUAUUAUCACAAUUUUCACAAAGGACGAACAACGUCGUGAGAAUGCGAGAAAAUCAACUUUAUACACAAAUGUAUCAACGAGGGAAGAAAUUAUAAAUAAACAAAAUUCUAACAUUUAGACAAGUCGAUUUUUGUGAUAGAAAUAAAUUUAUUUCUAUAUUUUUUUUUAUUACGAUUUUAUUGUAUUUGAUUUCAAUUUUGUUAUGUUAUUAAAAUUAAAUUCCGUUAUUAAAACUUUAUUGUU